Molecule: messenger RNA, 1782 nt
Organism: Hemibagrus wyckioides
Lineage: Eukaryota; Metazoa; Chordata; Actinopteri; Siluriformes; Bagridae
Product: transmembrane protein 236
Exons: 4
Coding region: 83-1417 (444 amino acids)
Source: RefSeq, a predicted model, not a curated record
UCCAACACAAUAGUGAGUGCAGAGUAAGCAGUGGUCUAGCAUCAGUAUGUGUGUGUGUGGAACAUGCUAGCACUCAGCCUCAAUGCACUCUAUUCGUAGGGAUUUUCUUUUGACAGUACCUUUUCCCUUUUCUCCCUCUCCUUUUCCAUUAGUCGUUUUUGUGCCAUUCCUCUGCAUUAUGGGUUCAGGGAGCAGAAUUAAGUUUGCCAUUUGUGAAGUACUGCAGUUUGCCGCCUUCUGUGUACCAUUUUUUAUUGUGAUGCAGCGCUUCGCCUUCAUUCUAGCACAAGCGAAGAGACAGAUGCAGCCCUCUGGUGGAAACUCUAGCAUGGCUUACUGGUUGAUUGUGUCUUCGUCUGUUGCCUAUCUAACAACCGUGGCACUUCUGGUGUGGCUGCCAAUUAAGUACAUGGUGUUCAUGAAGAAGAAAGCCCUGGUUGGGAGAAAGAAGUGGAGACCUGUUGCUCUGGUUUAUGUGCUGCUCUCCACACUGCCCACCUUUGCAUUCCUAAUAGCCAGUUCUGAGGUGCAGAUUAGAAAUGAGAUGAAAUUUGAUACAUUCACUGAGUUACCCGUGUCUUUGGUCCUAUUUUCACUCAUCCUCAUUGACAUUGUUGAAAGAAUCCGUCACUGCAGACUCACUGGCCGGGCGAAUGAAUUACACCGAAAUGCAGACAUCCCAACCCUCAACAUUGAGAUGAUGAUGCCAAUAGCCACUACAGCCACUGGGCCAUCUCCAGCAGCAGCAAAUGCUAGUAUGGGGCAAAUACAAAAUGGAGCAAGGGCAACUAAUGGCCCCACUACAAGGUUACCUGGAAGAACUUCAGUUACUGGGUUAGCAGGCAAUGGGAUGGUCACUGGGUUACCCACCAGUGGGGGAAUUACCGGGAUUCCAGUCAACACGACAGGCCCAGCGGUGCCCAACAAUGGAGUACUAUCAGGCAAUAACCAGAGGCAACCAUAUACUAUACCUGUGAUUUGUCCAAGCACUGGCCUACCAUUAAGAAAUUUUGAUUAUGCCACUGCAUACGCAGGGCCACUCCGCUUUUUGCUAGCAAGCGACAUGCGUGCUGAAGCCUUUGCUGAUAGCUUCCUGUUCUGGUUGGACACAGCUGAAAUGGUCCGAGUUGUAAAUCACACCGCUGUCUACUUCUCAGGUUGGGCUUUACCAGUGUACCUCUUCAGCUAUCUUUCAAUGCUGCGACUGGCUCUAAUGCCCCACAGUCCCAUUCUCUCACCACUGGGGGUGGCCCUACAGGACCUUCCCUUCCUUGUUUUGAGAGUGGCCCUUCUAGCCAUUUUCGGGUUUGUCACACCGGUCCUGUUUGUGAUGAAGAACCUCUUGGUGUGUUUAGCUUACAUUUACUUUAACUUCAUGACCAGGCUUAAAGUUUUCAACACUGAGAGGAUGUUCUGACUGGAGUAAGGAUACAGUGAACUGAACAGCUGAGGAAAAUCUAUUACAGACAGUCUGAACUGCAGUAGUAGUAGAUACAAUACUGUUGCAUAUACCGCCAUUACAAAAAACAUAAAUGGCCUUAAUAAUAUAUAAUAAAAACUUAAUGAAUGACUUAAUGUGUAAGGAAUUGACAGUGCCAUAAGAUCUGUGUUUAUAAGAGAGAUAAGAACUGAAAUCUCAUUUGCUGCACUUUAAGUUUGUUUCGAAUGAUAUGAGUUAAUUCUUAUUUCAUGUUUAUCUUAAUUUUCAUGUAGAUGAAAUGUCUGUAUGUGAAUAGAUACCUUCAAUUACACCUGUACCCUUUUCUCGAAAAAUACUUACUA